AUGCGCGUACUGUUAAUUAUCGCCGCCCUUAUUCAUGCCGUGUCUGGCAAUUUACCUAUGCAAGACGGUGACAUCUUGCAGGCCAAUUUGAAAUUGGAACGUCUGCCUCAGGAACUCGUUGCUGACAACCAGAAUAUCAACCGAUCCCUUCGCCAACAUGAGGAGGAUGAAAUCGAGCAUCCGCGUGAAGAAAGAGGUGGACUCGAGAAGAUGGACGAUUUGAUAACAAAAGUGGACGACGCUGUGGGGAUGACGGGGAAGAUAGACGAUAUAGUGGGGAAGACGAACAAGAUGGACGACGUGUUGGUAAAGGUGGAGAAGCUAACACCGGCAAUGCGGUUGAAAAAUGUGGUGGAGGCGGCCAGAGAGCGCUCAGGACUUGUGACGAAGCUCUCCCAGCACUACAAAGAGGCCGACGAACUGAGCCUCACAACGCUGAGACAGUUACAAAAAGUCGAAGAUCAAAUGGAGAAUGAUGGGGCGUUGUAUAGCAAGUUGACUGGUGAAGGAAUGCGCAGGAAGAUUGAGCCCUUUGAGGGAAUGAAACUCCCUCCGAAGUAA
Molecule: messenger RNA, 561 nt
Organism: Phytophthora infestans T30-4
Lineage: Eukaryota; Oomycota; Peronosporomycetes; Peronosporales; Peronosporaceae
Product: secreted RxLR effector peptide protein, putative
Exons: 1
Coding region: 1-561 (186 amino acids)
Source: RefSeq, a predicted model, not a curated record